AUGGUGAGAGUCGUCAAUCUUGAUGAAGAUGGCUGUGAAGAUGAAACACAGGAUCGAAGCGACGGCACGGUGGCGACAUCAUCCUACCAAGACGCCGCCAGCAGUAGACCAAAUCCGAACUAUGACCUUCUCUUCUCGGCUGCCUUGUCAUGCUAUCCUGUGAUAUCAUCAAUCGCCAGUAAUGUGGACUUGACAACACUCCACGAGCUCUCGCGAACUUGUCGCCAGGCUCGAGCAAAUCUGCUUCAAUAUCGGACGACCCUCAAAGAACAGACACUGAGAUGUGCGAACGAGAACGCCCAUCCAGCUGCACGUCUCGGCGAUGCUCUGCAAGCCAGCUAUCAGCAAUGGACGAGCUACGCGCGAACGGGCGAGACGAUUGAUCGUGUCUCUGGUGGCAGGAACUGCGUGAUGAAGCAGCCGACCCCGAACGUCCUCAAAGGCCGAUUUAGGAGGCUGUGCCGCAAGUGCAUGAAAAGCAACAUCGAGCCUCAUACACUGGCUGCCAAGCCUGCAGACGAGGAUGUGGAUAGUCACGAGAAGCUCGUCCGAUCUCCAUGUACCUGCGACGAGAUCCCGUGGAUCUGCCGACCAUGUGGUCAGACUCUUCGAACCACAGAUACAACAUACAUGCGCGGGUGGGCAUGGCGCACGAGGUACGGGGCUUGCGGGGGCAUCGGAGCUGGUCUUGGUGAAGGCAAUGAGGGUGUGGAGUGCGGCCGCGGCGGCGCUUGCCUCAAUGCCAGGAUUGUUGAGAAGGAAGUCGAGUUAGACCCCAAAGAGCUCGCGGCACUGGAGGUCGAGAUGGAGAAGACUGGUCUUGAUGCAAGGACUUUCACAGGCAAUAGUUUCUUGACCUGCGAGGUGGUCGGGAUCGGUGGCACAGUACAGCGAAAGAUCAAAAAGAGUAUCUUGGUUGGAGCCAUUGUGAAGGAGUACGAAGACGAGCGAGCGACGUCAAAGUUUCUACAGCGGGAACAAGAUCGUCUGAACAGGAGCUGGUGCUCAUGGUGUGAUCGAGUGGUGCUAAGUAAGAAAGACGCUGACCAGCCUGCAAGAAGCACAGAUAGCGUUGCGUCGAGCAGCUCUGAAGGCUCGAUAUAG
This is a messenger RNA of Saxophila tyrrhenica, 1104 nucleotides long. RefSeq lists its product as uncharacterized. Bases 1 to 1104 code for a protein of 367 amino acids. The record is from RefSeq and is a predicted model, not a curated record. Lineage: Eukaryota; Fungi; Ascomycota; Dothideomycetes; Mycosphaerellales; Extremaceae. The transcript is spliced from 4 exons.